CUGUUCUACACACCACACACCUCAUACAGAUUAGAAUAAGAGAGUGUGUGUGUGCAUGUGAGGAGGCGGCCUGUGACAUUGUAUGUUUGGUUUGGUUUAACAGGAUUCAUUUAACCAGAGCCUUAUUGGCUUUUGGGCCCAUCAGUGCGCAUAGUUUCCCCCCUGUUACGCACAGAAAGAUGAGAUUUAGAUGUUAUAGAUUCAUAUCACUAAUCCAGAGCUCAGGCGGUGAUGGGUAUUAUGAACUUGAGCGUCAAUGCGUGAGGGUUUAGUGAAGAGAGGCAGUGGACUCUUGGCUGAAAAGAAGGGGUGUUCACUCGCCUUUUGAAUGCAAAGUAGUGGAUGAACAAGUGAGCUGUGUGUGUGUGUGUGUGUGUGUCAAGAAGAGAAGGAGGGCCAACGGUGAGUUUUGAGAAAAGGGAAACUUGUUGAGAGAAACUGUCACACAUGCCUCUUUGGCACUUGAGUCCUGUUUUUCUUUUCUCUGCACCACAAUGCCACCAACAUGGACCAUGCUUUACUGAGACCAAUCUACCCGGAGCAUCCAGUGUGCAGGGAGACAGAAUAAAUCUUGUGUGUUGGCCAAUGCGCCCCUGCGUCGGUCCCAUCCUGCAGAAGCAUGUCCCGUCGGAAACAGAAACGACCCCAGCAGCUUAUGAGCCUGACCCUCGGUGCCUGUCGGAUACAUGAGCAUGAUGACAACUUGGCAGUGAAGUCACAGUCCUUUCCAUUUAGCCCGGAUUCUCCCUUGUGUUCUCCAUCUUCUCCUCAAAGUUCCCAGCUGCUCCUUACUCUACGUUCAUCUUUCAAGGGGUCCCAGACCCCCUCUCUGCCCAGUGAGAGUCCACCGUCAUCUUCUUCACCAAGCCAGCCCUCCCACCAACCCUCCAAAGACCCAAAGCCCUCCCUCUCAACUGACCUCCCUAACUCUUCUCUCUCUUCCCAAACUCAACAUUCACCUGCACUUGAACUAUCUGGUUGCAGUCCAACAUCCUCUGCAAGUUCUCUCACCCACUCUUCCCGAAGUGCACACAUGGCCUCUCCCAAGCUGGGACUGUCAGCCACCACCACAAACUCUUCCUCUUCCUCAUCAUCCUCUGCCUCCCUAUGUCCUCCACCACACCCUGGAAGCCCCAGUCGCGUGCCCGACGGCCCCCCAAGUCCUGUUACUCCCACCCCCAGCCCAGGAGUGACAUCUGCCUCAGCUGCACCAUCUAGGGCCCAGUUAAGCAUUGCCCUGAUCCUGGAGGAGCUGCGGGUGCUGCAGCAAAGGCAGAUCCAUCAGAUGCAGAUUACAGAAGAAAUCUGUAGACAGGUACUACGCCUCGGUGGAGCCUCCUAUACCAUAGACACACCCUCACAGCAUCUUCUCCCUCCCUUGCCUCAGCUCUGCUUAGAAGGCAGCAAAAGAGCAGCCAGCCCAACUACCCUGCCAACUCCAGCUCAGCCUUCCACUUCUGUUGCUCCUCUUCUGGCAUGUUUCUCCUCCCUACUUCCCUCUCAGGCUGCCAACAAACCCACAAGGGCAAGCAGUUCCUCAUCUCAAAUCCUGCAGCCCCACAAGCCCCAAAUGGAAGGAACAGGAGUUACUUCAGGGGCUCAUAGUUAUCUGGGGAUAGGCUCUCAUUCCUCUGCACCCUCAACCACUUCCUCUGCUGCCAUCUCCAUGGCUUCCUCUGCUUAUCCACUAGCCCUGUCUUUAGCUCUGCCCAACCGCUACCUUCAUGAGAAAUCUACAAAUACCACCUCAAUGAGUGGGCACAGUGGCCUCUCCCUCCUAAACUCAUCCCUUCCCACAUCAGUUUCUAUUGUCCCAAACUCCCAAAAUGCUCUGCAGUCUAUCUCUGGAGGAGGAGACUCAUCCCCUUUAUCCAGCUCCAACAUCCCUGGUCGCCUUCAACAUGGUUGCCGCUUUUGUGGAAAAAUGUUCAGCAGUGACUCUGCCCUGCAAAUACAUCUACGCUCACACACAGGGGAACGGCCCUACCAGUGUCCAGUGUGCCUCAGUCGCUUCACUACAAGAGGCAACCUUAAGGUACAUUUCCUACGCCAUCGAGAGCAGAACCCUGAGCUCUCACUUUCACUCCUGCCUCCUUCUUUGUUUGGGGUUGCAUUAGGGGCCACUGGCGGAUCAGACAUGGGGCAGACCAUGAGCAGUGGUAGCAGUAGUUGUGGCAUGAAUAUGAUUCAGAACAAGCGAAAAAGGCCUGAGGAUGAAAUAUGUGGAGAUAAUUUGGAGGUCAGUGGCACCAGUAGUAGCUUUUCUCUGGGGGCCUCUGGAGGGUCUGCUCCUUCCACCCUACCCCUGCCCCCUACAGUGGAUCUGGCAUUGAUUUCCCACUCUCUACUUCAGCUGAAUAGGGCUGCAGCUGUAGCCGCAGCAGCCUCUAUCGCCUCUGGCUCAUCCCACUCACCGUCAUCCUCUUCAGCUUCCAUUUCCUCUCUGGCUACCUCCCUCCUCUCGAACUCUGCUUUGUCCUCGUCUUCCACCAUCACAGGAUUACUCAAGGGUGCCAAGCAGCAGCACUUUGAUGAAAACACUCCCCCUCAUGGCCCAAUACUUUCUCCUGCAGCAUACUCUCAGCUAGCCCAACUGCCGAAGCUCCUCUUUCCAUCUGUCUCCACUUCUUCCUCUACCCCUGCUGCACACUCAUCCCUCUACAACCAUCCAGCCCUGAGCUUGUUGCGCACACCACUACCCUCUACUCCACGCUCUCUCCAACUUCCUUCUUCCAGCCAUUCUCAGCUUUCUUUCCCAUUUUCUUCCUUUCCCAAAGUCCCAGGUGCACCAACCACCACUCCAUCCUCCCUGUCUUCCUCCAUGGCUUCCUCUACUCCUACAUCAGAAACCUCCAAGUUGCAGAGGCUGGUGGAGAAACUAGAGAAGGCUUCUCCCCAUUCCUCUUCUCCAUGGACAUCUUCCUCUACUGCCACCUCCAUGCUGGAGAUGCUAUCUAGCAGUACCACUACUGCUUCAGCAAGUUCAGCCAACAAUCGUUUCACAAAUGCCAGCACUUCCACCACAUAUGUCAUGGCGUCCCCACCAUCUUCUAAUCUUGUCACCACUUCUGUUUCAAAUCUCACCCAUGAGAUGAUUGCUGCCCUAGGCAUGAGUAACAAUGGAGCCAGUGCCAUGGUGGGUGGCAUGUUACCAUCACUGAACAUUACAGGUCCAGCUGCUAACCUGACAACCAAUCAGUGUGGGGUUUGUUUACGGGUACUGAGCUGUCCUAGAGCACUGCGUCUGCAUCAGGCUACACACCUUGGAGAACGCCCUUUUCCAUGUAAAAUAUGUGGACGAUCCUUCUCUACUAAAGGCAGCCUGCGGUCGCAUCUGGCCACCCACCAUGCUCGACCAGCAAAUGCACGGGUCCAGAACUCUUGCCCUCUGUGUCAACGGAAGUUCACUAAUGCCCUAGUGCUUCAGCACCACAUCCGUAUGCAUCUUGGUGGACAGUUGCCCCCAGAUGGCACAGACGAUUCUGCACAUGAAAUUCCACCUGAAUCUAAUGCCAAAAAUUUGUCCCAAUCCCAGUCCACUGAUCCAAAUACUGCCUCUAGUAAAACACCCCCUCUAGCUGGCCUCUCUAAAAGCCCAGCCCCAAGUCCACAAUUUCCAGCAGUUGGCUCAGUCCCUGUCUCUGGUAAUAUGAAAGCAGGUGAUUUCAUCCAGCAGAAUCCUAGCAAAUCUGCACCCUGUAGCCCAGACCUCAUCCCCCCUUCCAACCUUAGCCCUGACCCUUUCAUGAAUCCAACAAUGCAAGCACCAUCACCAGGCAGUGUAGAACCCCCUGUCCUUUCUGUCAGUACCCCUUUGCCAUCCUCCCAACAGACAGGUCAAGAUUCCCCAGUUAGCCAAGAUAGCCAAGUUGAACAAGUUACUGCUGAUGUUCAUCCUCCUAAAUCCACCCCUCCACCAAUUACCUCCAAUGUUACAAAAACUACAGUAACCCUUAAAAGUAUUGAUGAGGACUGUGGAGAUAAUGUAGAAUCUACCUCCUCUGAUGCCUUUCUUGGCUCCAGCUCAAACUUGGACAACUUACAAAGCACACCUGCCCAUGGUGCCCCCUCUGCUUGUACCUCCUCUAACCCCACCCUGAGUCAAGAUGUUCUGAAUGUUAAUGUAACAAAAGCCUUGGAAUCAGUCUCAGUCUCCCCAAGGCCCCAGUCACCAGAAUCCAUGGAAGAAGACAAAGAUCAAUCUCCUUCACUAGUAACACCAAAACAAGACCCAUCAACUGUGCCUGACGAGGACCUCAAAAAGACUUCCAAUUUGGAGUCUGCAGACACUAUUGAUGCUGAAUUAACAGGGGCAACACAGAGAGCUGGCACUUUUGUGAGGGAGACACGUCAGAGCUUUCAUUUUGGUUCAUAUCGGAGGGAGGACAGAGUGGAAGGUGUUAAGAUUAGUGGAUUAGCUCCAAGUGAAGCUCUGGAUGAUUCUGUCCCCAUCAACCUGGCUCCAACCCUGCCAUCUCCAAUGUCUCGUCCUGAGAAGAAGACAUAUUGCUGUGCUGAGUGUGGGAAAGAGUACGCCAGUCGCAGCGGACUGAAGGGGCACAUGAAGCACCAUGGUGUAGUAACCAAAUCACCACGUCCUCCAGCCCGGACUAGUCGUUCCUCCGCUGAACAACUACCUUCUUCCACAUCUAUGACUUCCUUGAACAUUCCUGCCACCAGAAGCUCAGCAGGCUUCUGGAAUCAGUACCAAGCCUUCCUUAACACCAGUAAUGAGCCAAAUGAUGACCCGACUGGACUCCAAGAAGAGAAUGAGUCAACAAAAUCCCCUGCUCAAUCUCAAAUGGAUCCGAUUGUCUCCGAAGAAGGCGGGGAAGAGUCUAGUGAGGGGUUAUAAUUCAAGUCAAUCUGAUUGACUGUCUGAUGUUUUGGUGUUUUCAAUCAAUGUUUAUGUUUUGUGAAACUGUAUGGACUUUUGCGUAGUACUGCUUCCUUAACACAUUUCAAGUAGCCAGUCUGUUUGAUAGUCAGAGUAAAUAUGUUUCUAUGUGAAAGUUGUGAGUCAAUCAACUUGGUCUUGUGUUUAAAAAAAAGAGAGCGCUAUUGUACAAAUAAAGAUAAAAAAAUAUUCAAGAAGGAAGAAUUUGAGUCCAGUUAUUGCUGGAAUUGUUAAAAUAAGUGAUAUUACCUUUGUCUCCCUUGUCUGGCUCAGUGGUUCUCAAACUGGAGGGCUCAGGGGGGCUCUGCAGGGGGGCAUAACACCAUGGGAAAAUACUAAGGUAUGAAACUCUGUGGGGAAAAAAACAUUCAUCAGUUUGCCGAUGCCUUCAUGUUGACCUUUAUUUCACUAAAAACUUUUAUCAUUACUUUCUUCCCUACAAUUCUUAAUGACUUGGGUGGGGAGGUAUGAACUUGUUUUGGCUGCUUAGGGAGGGUAAACAAGAAAAUGUUUUGAGAACCACUACGCUGGCUAAGGUUCUUAAUAGUUUGAAGCACAUUCUAACAUGAAAAAAAUCUAUGUUUGGACAUGAAGAAAGAGUAUCCCUGUUGUAUCAGUGUUUCAUACCAGACCUGGGUCAAGUAAUUCACAAUUAAUGUUUGAAAUUACCACUAGGCCCAAAUGGUUCACCAUAUUUAAAUAAUUCUGAUGCUUAUUAGUGAGUCAUCAGAAAGUAAACUAAUAGAAUAGGUUUUUUUUUUAUAAUUUGAUGUCAAUAUAUAAACCUUUUGGUACUCAUCAUCAUGUACCAAAUCUGAUCCAAUUGGCACCAAAGGAGGCUUAAGUGAACCAAAUUUCUUGAUAAAUGCUACAACCUGGGUCUGUUUCAUGUCUAUAGUCAGUCCUUGAGUUAUAGAGAAAACUGAUAUAAAUGGAAAUUAGAAAUUUAGAUCGGUAAAACAAAAUUUUGCUUUGCAAGAGAAAACAAGGCCAACAAUAUGAAGAUUUUUUUCUGUGGGGAAUAUUAAGUCUUUUGUCCCCAUCCUGCGAUUCAGAUAAACUCCUCCCUCGUGUCAUUGUGGUUUACUUUUCACUUUAUUGUCCUGUCAAACCAGAAGCACAGCUGCAGUGUUUGUGAACCCAGUGAGGACAUGGUCCUUUGUGUGACCUUUGACCUUCAGCUUCGUGAAUAUUUUGAUUGUUGUUUGGUCCUAAUGUAUUAUCUGUAACACGUUUUCAGAUACUAAAGUUACUAAAACUUUAAGUUACUAUAUACAGUAUAUCAGAAGUCUGUGUCUGUCUGUUCUAAACUGUACAUUCAGUAUCUCCAUAUUAAAAAGCCAUUUGAAAAAAAUAA
This is a messenger RNA of Hippoglossus stenolepis (Pacific halibut), 6254 nucleotides long. RefSeq names its product spalt-like transcription factor 2 (gene sall2). Gene Ontology annotation, cellular component: nucleus. The transcript has 4 exons. The record is from RefSeq and is a predicted model, not a curated record. NCBI's taxonomy places the organism in Eukaryota, Metazoa, Chordata, Actinopteri, Pleuronectiformes, Pleuronectidae. Gene Ontology annotation, biological process: regulation of transcription by RNA polymerase II. Gene Ontology annotation, molecular function: RNA polymerase II cis-regulatory region sequence-specific DNA binding; DNA-binding transcription factor activity, RNA polymerase II-specific. The coding region runs from base 620 to 4855 and encodes 1411 amino acids.